Messenger RNA from Acipenser ruthenus (sterlet), 2962 nucleotides. Its product is annotated as torsin-1A-like. Gene Ontology annotation, molecular function: ATP binding; kinesin binding; ATP hydrolysis activity. The transcript is spliced from 6 exons. Bases 433 to 1449 code for a protein of 338 amino acids. Gene Ontology annotation, cellular component: endoplasmic reticulum lumen; endoplasmic reticulum; nuclear envelope. The record is from RefSeq and is a predicted model, not a curated record. NCBI's taxonomy places the organism in Eukaryota, Metazoa, Chordata, Actinopteri, Acipenseriformes, Acipenseridae. Gene Ontology annotation, biological process: nuclear membrane organization; protein localization to nucleus.
UAAAAAGAGAAGAAAAAUGCUUCACUUGAAAUAUUUGAAGGCGUUCCAAGUGUUUGUUACUGUUGAACACAGCGUAUAAUUAGCACUCUAGAGACAUCUAGUGGCUCUUUUUUAUAUAUUUUUUUAAUUCUGCCCCGCAAAGACAUGGCGACCAUGUAAGGAAGUGACGUCAAGGAAGUCAAUGUGAACCAAGUACCCGGACAAGAUUUAAAGUAAAGAAGGGUUUUAUUUAGGAUUCUGCGGUUAGGGAGCGUUUAUUUCAGUCUGGCGUGUUCAUUAUUUUCAUUAAACUAGAAUGUGAAACCGCUUUCUGGACACGGCCGUUGAAAAUCUUAGCUAACGUUAUUUAUGUUAACUUCGACAAACUACCGUAGCAACCAACAUCAGCACUAGGUGUAGUGCAAAUCUAGUUAAGAAAACUCCGAAAUUGCAAUGAGACUCCACCAGCGCCCGGCAUUGUAUAUCGCAUUCGCCUUGUCUUGCGUGUCGACGGGGAAUGCCAUUGAACCCAUCAGUACCAGCAUUGCAGUUGGGAUGGCUGCAGCCCUUACUGGGUUACUUGCCAUUUACCCAAACAUGCUGUGUAGUAUUCACGAGUGCUGCCAGGAGGAAUGGAUCGCCAUGAACAGCACAGGGUUAAAGGAGACCCUAGAAGGGAAGCUGUUUGGGCAGCACCUGGCUACCCAGGUUAUCCUGAAAGCAGUGACCGGCUUUGUCAACAACAAAAAGCCCAAGAAGCCUCUGGUCCUGUCCCUUCAUGGCUGGACAGGAACAGGCAAGAACUUGGUCAGCCAGAUGAUAGCUGAACACCUCUACAGGAAAGGCAUGAAGAGUGGCUUUGUGCACCAGUUUGUCUCCACUGCUCACUUUCCCCACGCUGACCACAUUGACUCCUACAAGGACCAGCUGCAGCAGUGGGUGCGAGGGAACGUGUCCAGCUGUGCACGAUCCCUGUUUAUAUUUGAUGAAAUGGACAAAAUGCACCCGGGUCUUAUUGACAGUAUCAAACCGUUCUUGGAUUAUUAUGAGACCAUGGAUGGGGUGUCCUACCGGCAAGCCAUUUUCAUAUUCCUCAGCAAUGCAGGUGGAGAGAAGAUUACCAAAGUGGCUCUGGAUUUCUGGAAUGAAGGCAAGAAAAGGGAAGAAAUCCAGCUGAAAGACCUGGAGACAGCCGUGUCACUGGAAGUCUUUAACAACAAGAAAAGUGGGUUCUGGCACACCAGUCUAAUUGACAAGAACCUGGUGGAUUUCUUCGUCCCUUUCCUGCCUCUGGAGAUCAAACACGUCCGAAUGUGUGUGAAGGAAGAGCUGAAGUCCCGCAACAAGAAGCCAGACAAGGAUAUAGUCAAUGCUGUGGUUGAAGAAAUGACCUACUUCCCCAAAGAAGAGAAGAUAUUUUCAGACAAAGGCUGCAAAACUGUGGAGAAGAAGCUAGAUUAUCACUUGUAGUGUUUACAAAUAAAUGGAGGGAAGGACUCUUAAUUUAAACUGGGUUGUAGCCAGUGAUUACCAGGAGGUCCUGGGUUCAACUCUGCCAAUGACUCUGUAUGUCUUGAGAAAGUCCAAUUAAAUCACCCUACUGUAAAAUCUUGAUAGAAACAGGACUGCAUUUUUAAAUGAGACGUUGCAUCUUUGCUGCACUAUCUGGGACAAUUAAAUUCAAAAUGAAUAUGAAGGAUACAAAUCAACCAGCCAGCAGUAUUCAUUUCAUACAAUGAUAUGUCCUGGAUCAAUAUAAUAUUGCAUGAAACGAUGAAUGUCUUUAACGAUUAAUUAUGUGCAGAAAUUUGGGUUAGGCUUUAUGAUUUAAAAAAAAAAAAAAAAAUCUAUACAGAUAUUGAUGUACAUUUUCUAUUUGUCUGAUCAGGGACUAAUGAAUGAGCACAGCAGAGAUCUAUCACGGAGAGCUCAGUUUGCAUUGUAAAACAAUGCAUUUUUGCAUUACAGCAGCAACAAGUGCCUUAUAAACUUGAGUUUAAAAACAACCACUCAAAUUGUCAACUUCUAUUUGCACACUAACAUUUUUUACUACUGAAUUGCUGCAUGUAAAAUAGUCAUUUAAGGUUUCAAUAAAAAAAUACCAUUUUAGUUUAGAGCCUGUAUAAACAUAUCAGUAUUUAGUAACUAGAAACGGUAGAGGUUACCUGCACAGUGUCUUUUGAAUCGGCACAGCUUCCAAUGUACUUCUAUUGGCUGCAUCUGGUAUAGUAAUGUUAGCAAUGUUAUCCUCUUGUGAGAUGGAAGUGGAGGGUGCUAGAUUGUAAAAUGACACACUCUGAUUUCAUUUAUAACACCCUGUUACAAAGUUUUAUAAGUCUUAAUGUUGCUGCCUUGUACAUUGUAAACAGAAAUUUACUCUGACAGCCAAGAAAAAGCUGAUGUAUUUUGUAAAAAUAUAUAAUUGUUUUAAAAAACAAUUUUCUACUGUGUCAUGUUUCAUCUUUACUUGAAGGCAAGUAUUUUUUUAGUUGAUUUUCAAAUAUUGAACAUGUAUAUGUCAGGUCGGUAUAAUACCACUGGUGUGCAAAGCUCACCUGUUAAUCUUGUGAUCUAUUUAUUUUGUUACAUUUAGACUUGUCCUUGCUAGGUAUUAAAGGUUUCUGUAAGCUCGCUGACCAGCACUUGUACUAACCGAAUCUCAAUGAUAGUGAUUGGCAAAUAGAUGCCACUUGUUCAUUUACUGAGCAAUAAUACAUGAAAAAAGGCAAACACUUAUAAGUGAACAACAUAUAUAUUUUUAUAUAUUUUAUUUUGUUUGCAAAUAAAUGCAGUCAUUAACAAUGCAAUGUAUGAAAAGCAGAGGGAACUAUAACAUUUGAAUAACCAGGCGUCUGCGUUUGUGAUGGCAGAAUUUAGAAGAGUAAAGAACAGAGCGAGGCAAUGUGAACAUUUUGUUUUUUUAAAUCAAGACUCCUCUAUGAUACAGAAAUUCAUGCAGUGAGUGUAUUAUACAAUAGGAAAA